AUGUCGCGGUCGGUGCUGCAGAUGAGGGCGCUGCUGCUGCUGCUGCCGCCGUUGUCUUGGCACAGGGGAGGGGGGUCGGGGAAGCGGAACGCGCGGGGAGAGAGGGGGGAGGAGACGGCGCCGCGGGACCCACGAUUCAAAACGGCGCCAUUGUCCCAGAAUGCCCCGCGCCGCCACUUCUGUCGUGGGGACGUCACGGACCACGUGGGGGUCCCCCCCAACCCCGCGAGGGGCCCCGUCACUCGGGCGGCGGGGCCCGGCGGGAGACGACCGACCGAGGCGGUGAAGGAGGGAGCGGACGGGGCGGACGUCGCGCCCCACCUGCCUAGCGAGGGCGGUGGGGUGGACCUGCGCGCCGUGACGCGCGGCCCCGACUCGAGUAUCGCAUUCCCCGCUCCGAGCCGGGGGCCCUCGGCUCCUCCACUACCCCGGGACGAGUCCACACGGGUGGCACAGCCACAGGCAGCUCACAGCCACACGCAGCUCACAGCCACACGCAGCUCACAGCCUCACGGGUGUCACAGCCAUACGGAGCUCACAGCCACACGGAGCUCACAGCCACACGCGGCUCACAGCUACAGGCAGCUCACAGCCUCACGGGGUGUCACAGCCUCACGGGGUGUCACAGCCUCACGGGCCCCGCUUGGAGCGAAGCGCACAGUUCCCUUCUCGCCGCGCUGUGUCACUGCCUCCUCGACACCUUCAUCGGUAAGAUGUGGUUGGCCGUGCUGGCGUGGCGGCUGGGGUUGGCCUUGCUUUUGCAUUCGGGGGAGGCAGGAGGUCCGGCCGCAUGGCAGGACUGUGUGGUGCAACUCGGGCCUCCCGGCCUGCCGCUCGGCCUGCCUCGACCGCUUCCUCCCGCUCAGCCCGGGGCACCUGGGCCUGGCGCAGCUUCUCGUCGCAUCGCUGCCGCUGGCACUUUACCUGGCGGCGGUGGCGCACAGGAGGCCCUGGAAGGCCAAGACCACGAGAUCUUGCCAUCACCACCAUCACCACCACCACCAUGAAGAUCACGACGAGUCGGAAAACGAUGAGGACGAGGACGACGAGGACUACGAGAGAGACGUUCACUCGGACAAGUACGGGCAAUUCUCCGUGCCGAGCGAGGGCGGCAGCGAGAAACGCGGGGUCGCGGUGGCCUCCCGGGGCCCGGGACGCGCGGCCGGCGCCUACAUCACGGUGGGGGCGCACGGCCACAACUCCGGCAGAAGCAGCAGCAGCAGCGGCUGCUUGGCCGCGCGGCUCAAGAUGGAACCGCCACACCGGCAGAACGCGCUCAACGCCACGGGCCGCAGGGGUGCGGGGCACCAGGGCCCGCACGGGGCGAGGAGGAGGAGCGGGGGGGAAGGAUGCGGGGCCCUUAGGGGGCCCGGGUCCCUGUGCGCGUACGUGCUGCAGGUGUCGCUGAGCGCGUUGCUCGACGCCGCGCUGCUCUGCGCGCAGCUCUAUCUGUACGCCCCGCUGCUGCCCGUGGGCCCGAAGUUCACCUGCGGGGCCGCCGCCCACUUCCUGCACCGUGGGCCCGCGGGGCCCCACGUGCAGCCGUGGGACCCAACCGCUUGCGGUGGCGGCCACGUGGAGUGCACGGUGGGGCGGCCGCACGACAAGAGUUUGGCGCUGAUGGGGCCACUGGGCCUGUCGGGGCUCGCGCUCUGCCUCAACUUGGCCGAUCUGCUCCUGUGUCUGCGGCUGUGGCUCGGAGGGCACUCGGGACCCCCCGAGCGGGGAACGAGGCCGUCCGGGCUACGGGGACUCGGCGAGAUCUCCGCGACCUCGGGGCACACGGAGGAGCUGCAGGAAAAAACAGAGGAGAAACCGGGAGUCGCUGCUUUUGCCGGACCGGGAAAUGCCUCCCUUGGGGAGAUCAAGCGAGACCAUGGUCCCCCGGGAUCGGAUUUCCUGGGUCCCCCUUACAGGGUUGCCCCCAAGGCCCCCCACGACGUCUACCCGUGGCUCUCGCCGUCGGACGUGGUCUGCGCCGCCCUGGAGCCGGCGGCAAUUGGAGCGGACGAGCCACGGUUCCCGCGCAAGCCGUCCGCCUGGGUGUGAGACCCCGUGCCCCCCCUGGGUGUGACCCCGUGUCCCCCCUGGGUGUGAGACCCCGUGCCCCCCCGUGUCCCCCCUGGGUGUGAGACCCCGUGUCCCCCCGUGUCCCCCCUGGGUGUGACCCCGUGUCCCCCCUGGGUGUGAGACCCCGUGUCCCCCCUGGGUGUGAGACCCCGUGCCCCCCCUGGGUGUGACCCCGUGCCCCCACUGGGUGUGACCCCGUGUCCCCCCUGGGGCUCCUCCCGUCCAUCCGCCCGCCCGCCCACACUCCGGGCGCGAGGGCUCGAGAAACAGGAUCCUGGGGUUCCAGGGGCAGUCUCAAUGCGGAUAGAUUGCAAUCUGAUGUGGAUGUAAUAUUGUUAGGCACGGAUGAACUUUUAAGACACGGAUGAAUAUUAUUUGUAAUUGCAGGAAAACUGGCCGCAUGUAUUCUUGGAAGAAUGGAUUUUUGUUACGCAUGACAUGAUGUAUUGCGUAUUGGAAAAACCGAUACUCGUGUCAGAUAAACAGACUUAUAAAAGCGGAUAAGCCGAUGUCUAUGCUUAAUAUGUGCACCUGACGCCUAUAGUACUGAACUUAAAAUCCAAGCGUCUAAAUGCGACCGUAGCUCAAAAGUGACCAUAAGGGAGCAACGUAGCCGGGUGGGUUCCGAGUUUCAGCCGCCCGUGAUCAAUCAGCUUCUGAAGUGUCGUGAGUCGAUUAGCUCAGCCUGGUCAGGAAUUACACGAAAAUAAGCAUUACAUUUGUUUUCCCACUUUGGCAAAAUUCCGGAUCGAUAAUAUGCUAAAGUGGCCGACAUGUGACUUGGAAGGGAUCUCUAGGAAGCAGUUGUGCCAUAUCCACUUCCACAGGGCGUUUUCGAGCACUGCUCUCCAAGGUUCUGAAUGGACGCUUCGUCCUGUGGCAUUACGUCGACUCAGCAAUCGGAAUACAAUUUGGAAAAGACAAGACACAGUAUAUAUACUGCGCGUAUAUUUAGAUACUUUAGACAAUGAGCCCCACUGAGGGGGAGGCAUCAAUGCGUUGCUCCCAUCAUGAGAAUGCGGAAUGUCCAAAACUGGCUCAGGGCUGUCACCGGGAGGUGAGCAGCGCAUCAACACUCAAUUGAGCAGGAAUCGCUUUGACGGCGACACAGAGGGCGGAAGACGCGAGCGUUGACUGGGAGGUGGUGUUUGACGUGCGACGACGAACACCUUCGUGU
This is a messenger RNA of Lethenteron reissneri (Far Eastern brook lamprey), 3247 nucleotides long. RefSeq lists its product as uncharacterized. The record is from RefSeq and is a predicted model, not a curated record. NCBI's taxonomy places the organism in Eukaryota, Metazoa, Chordata, Hyperoartia, Petromyzontiformes, Petromyzontidae. Gene Ontology annotation, molecular function: gap junction channel activity. Gene Ontology annotation, cellular component: connexin complex. Gene Ontology annotation, biological process: cell-cell signaling.